Triticum dicoccoides is the source of this 3307-nucleotide messenger RNA. RefSeq names its product pentatricopeptide repeat-containing protein At1g18900-like. The record is from RefSeq and is a predicted model, not a curated record. The transcript is spliced from 3 exons. NCBI's taxonomy places the organism in Eukaryota, Viridiplantae, Streptophyta, Magnoliopsida, Poales, Poaceae. Gene Ontology annotation, molecular function: protein binding. The coding region runs from base 416 to 2974 and encodes 852 amino acids.
UCCUCCAUCCAUCCAGUUCCCCACCCGUGCGCCGCCCCGCCCCGCCGAAAGCAGAGAUCUUUCCGGAGAUCCCCCGCAAUCGCCGGGCGCGCACCAACAAAUCCGGCCUCCAAAUUCCCUCGGUCACGCCCUCCUCCACUCCUCCUCUCCAGCCCAGCUCCGCUGCCGCCGCCGCCCUCCUCACAGCCGCAGGAGGGGGAUUGACUGUGCCAGGGGGAGAGGGCGACGUCCCCACCGGCCACGGCCAGGGCACGCCGCCGCGGGGUCGCCCUUCCCUUCCUCACUAGCCUCGCCGGACGCCCGUCCCCUCCCGUCUCAAGGUCUGCCGUUGAGGGCCAACAUGGAGCUCUUUGGUGGGUAGAAGUCCACAUAUAUAGGCAUUCUUGAAAUUUGUUGAUUAAUUUAUUAACCAUUCAUGUUGAGGGCAAAGCAACUCAGCACGCUAACCCAGUGUGCACGGUCCUUCUACCUUAGUGGGUCAAGGUGUGGUAGCGCGGAUGGAGCUUCGUGCACGUGCCCUGAUGAUGACACUUGUGGUUCAAAGAGGCAGACUGCGAGUGCUAUCGAGCGCAGAUCUUCUGUGAAGGUUCAGCCUCCGUCUGCCCAGCAUGUUGCUGGCAGUGCUACUGGAUACCCACCUCAAGCUGUUAAUGUCAUUCCUUCCGCCUCAUCUCCAGACAAGGAGUCAGCAUCAAGCAACAGAAGUAACCAUCCUGGUAACCGUCAGGUUCAAGGAAAUAAUUAUGUGCAGCCAUCUAAGCAGGCUGCCAGGGGCAUUUCUCAGUCCGGAAUCGCAGGAGCUGGCGUGUAUAAUGAGUUGGUAAAUUUGAGGCCCUCGUCGAAUAAUGGAAGCACUAAGCAAGUUCCACAGGCUGGUGCCAACUAUUCUAGCAAGCCAUUAUCUGGUGGCCCGUCUUCUAAUAACAAGGCAAAUAAUCAGCAUAGCCAUGCUGGGGCAAAUACGGCUUCUGCCCCUUCCAUGCAAAAUGAUUUUGGGAAGGGGGGCUCAAGAUCUGGAUACGCGAAGUCAAAGCAGAAUUUCUCAGGGCCAGCGGCUGCAGUUUCCGGUUCACCGUCACAAGUAAGGAGUCAAAGGCAUCCUAAUCAGGGCCACUCGAAUUACCAUUCUAAUAAUAGUCCCAAUUCAGAUGGCAGGUGGGCUGGAGUUCAAACUCGCAACUUCUCAGCUCCAACUGUUUAUAGUGGUCCCUCUGACAAAUCUCAGGGCCCUUUAGUAGGAACAAUAAAAGGUCAUGGUGGAGGACCGCAGUCUAACUUAAGAUCACUGAAGUCAUUGCGGGCAGUCGAACAGUACUACCAUACGCUGCAGCAGAUGAAGUGGGGUCCCAUGACGGAACAUGUUCUUGAUAAUCUCCGUUGCAAGAUCGACGCGUUCCAGGCUAAUCAAGUGCUGAAGCUGCUUCAUGACCACAAUAUUGCGCUUGGUUUCUUCCACUGGUUGAAGCGGCAGCCAGGGUUCAAGCACGAUGGUCAUACCUACACCACCAUGAUAGGGAUCCUUGGACAGGCAAAGCAGUUUGGCACGAUGAGAAAGCUUCUCGAUGAGAUGAGCUUGGUAAACUGCAAGCCGACCGUGGUGACAUACAACAGAAUAAUACACGCGUAUGGCCGUGCAAACUUUCUGAGAGAGGCUGUUAAGGUCUUUGAGGAGAUGGAGGGAGCUGGUUACGAGCCUGACCGCGUCACAUACUGCACGCUGAUCGACAUCCAUGCUAAAUCAGGGUACCUGGAAGUGGCCAUGGACCUGUAUGGCAGGAUGCAAGAAGUCGGCCUGUCGCCCGAUACCUUCACCUACAGCGCCAUGGUUAAUUGCCUUGGAAAGGGGGGCCAGCUGGCGGCCGCCUACAAGCUUUUCUGCGAGAUGAUUGAGAAUGGGUGUACGCCCAACCUGGUUACUUACAACAUAAUAAUCGCCCUGCAGGCAAAGGCAAGAAACUACGACAAUGUUGUGAAGCUCUACAGGGACAUGCAGAUCGCCGGAUUCCGCCCCGACAAGAUAACCUACAGCAUUGUCAUGGAGGUUCUUGGUCACUGUGGUCAUCUGGACGAGGCCGAGGCUGUGUUCCUCGAGAUGAGGCGCGACUGGGCUCCUGACGAGCCCGUGUAUGGUCUUCUGGUGGACCUCUGGGGCAAGGCUGGGAAUGUCGACAAGGCGUUAGGGUGGUACCAUGCGAUGCUCCAGGAUGGUUUGCAGCCCAACGUGCCCACCUGCAAUUCACUCCUCAGCGCUUUCCUGAAGCUCAACAGGUUUCAGGACGCCUACAGCGUGCUCCAGAACAUGCUUGCGCAGGGGCUCGUUCCGUCUCUCCAGACUUACACCUUGCUGCUCAGCUGCUGCACCGACGCUCACGCGCAGAUGGGGCUGUGCUGCCAGCUCAUGGCGAUCACCGGACACCCGGCCCACAUGUUCUUGCUCUACCUGCCCGACGCCGAGCCCGGCGGCGAGAACGUGAGGGACCAUGCCAGGUAUUUCCUGGACAUGAUGCACAGCGAGGACCGGGAGAGCAAGAGGGGCAUAAUGGACGCCGUGAUAGACUUCCUGCACAAGUCCGGCCUCAAGGAGGAGGCCGGGUUCAUAUGGGAGGUGGCCGCGCAGAAGAACGUCUACCCGGACUCGGUCAGGGAGAAGAGCUCCUCCUACUGGCUCAUCAACCUCCACCUCAUGUCCGAGGGCACCGCCGUCACGGCUCUCUCCAGGACGCUCGCCUGGUUCCACAGGCAGAUGCUGCUCAUGGGCUCCUGCCCCGAGAGGAUCGACAUCGUCACCGGCUGGGGGAGGAGGAGCAGGGUCACUGGCUCGUCGCUGGUCCGCCAGUCCAUCGAGAAGCUUCUGCAUCUCUUCCAGUUCCCGCUCUUCGCCGCCCGCGGCAACACCGGCUGCUUCGUCGGGUGCGGGGAGCCGCUCAGCCAGUGGCUGCACAACCCCUAUGUCGAGCGCAUGCAUUUGCUCUAGUUAUAGUUUUUACCUUUUUAGGGCCUGCUCCUGCUUCUGCUUCUGCUUCUGCUUCUGCUAGGUUAAGUAUCAUCAGUCAGGAAUAAACAACUUAAUUAUAGCUAGCUAGCUGAACAGGUGCAGUUUUGUGGAGCAACCAGUCUCUUUGGAUGAAGGAAGCAUCUGUUCUAGUUUCGUCGCCUGUAGCGUGCGUGUGUUAAGAAAAUGUUUCCAAACUUAUUUAUCUGUGGUGUGAUGAGAACUUUUAGACAUUGCAUUGUUGCGUUCUGAAUUAGACGAUGAAUAUUGUUCUUAUGUUGCUGUAGCUGCAAGUUCCAAUCUAACCUUCUGGAA